UCAUACAAACCCUUUGUAUUACGACAUCGAUCAGAAAUCGUUGCUCAGCAGUUUUGCAUUAUAGAACAACAAAUGCUCCAGAAUGUAACCUGGGAUGAAUUGGCUGAGUUACGUUGGAGAAAACGCUCGAGAGCCAUGGCAAGCAAUGCCAGCAAUCCUUCUACAGACAUAUUGGAAGAGCCAUGUGUACGUGAAGGGGUAGAUGAACUGAUCGGGUUCUUUAACAAGAUAUGUCAAUGGGUUGCAUCUGAGAUUGUCCGAACACGUUCUAUUGAGACACGCGUACAAGCAAUUGAGAAAUUUAUUCGCAUCGCCUUGAAAUGUUACCAUCAGCGAAACUACAGUACUCUUAUGCAAGUACUCCUGGGCCUGCAGUCUCCUGCAGUGUCUCGUCUCGAGAAGACAUGGCAGCGAGUAGACCACUAUGAAUUACACAUCUUUGGAGAACUCAAGGAGUUGGCCAAGCCAUUUCGUAACUGGAAGAAUGUUAGGGAUUGCAUGACACGCCACACACUGUCUGGGCGUGGCUGCAUCCCAUUUCUUGGUCUAUACCUUUCAGAUCUUGUAUUUAACUCAGAGCUUCCUACCUACAUUGA
Messenger RNA from Phycomyces blakesleeanus NRRL 1555(-), 596 nucleotides. RefSeq lists its product as hypothetical. The transcript has 3 exons. The record is from RefSeq and is a predicted model, not a curated record. Gene Ontology annotation, biological process: positive regulation of GTPase activity; Ras protein signal transduction. Gene Ontology annotation, molecular function: guanyl-nucleotide exchange factor activity. Lineage: Eukaryota; Fungi; Mucoromycota; Mucoromycetes; Mucorales; Phycomycetaceae. Gene Ontology annotation, cellular component: plasma membrane. The annotation marks the transcript as partial.